AUGUAUCCCACUUUGGAGUCUGAGGAUGAUGAAUUCGAGAAGCUUGUGGCUCCACAUAGAUUGAGUCUAGUUGGAAAAUUCUCGUAUGGCCGUCCUAAAAUAGAGAAAAUCCAUAAGGUGUUCAAGAAGAUUGGAUUUAAUGGCGGUUAUACUUUGGGUCUCAUGAACCCUCGACAUGUGUUGAUAAGAUUCGAACAAGAAGAUGAUUAUCAAAGGUGUUGGAUACGUACGUUUUGGAACAUUGCCGGCUUCUCGAUGCGAAUUUUGAAAUGGAAGCUGGGGUUUCGUUUUGAGGAAGACCCGCUUGUGGUUCCAAUUUGGGUAUCACUUUUUGACCUUCCGGUUGAAUACAUGUAUCCAGAGGUCAUUUAUUCCAUGGCCACUGCUAUAGGGAAGCCAUUGAAGAUUGAUAAGCCAACGCUCAACAUGACAAGGCCCUUUGGCGCGAGAUUUUUCGUCGAAGUAGACCUCACCAAAGAAUUCCCCAAAUCUGUGAAGAUUGGAAAGAAGGGGCGCAAGCAUGAACAUGUAUUCACUUAUGAGCAUGUCCCUUUCUAUUGCUCUAAGUGCUGCAAGAUUGGCCAUAAAGAAAUUAAUUGCCGCGUAGGGAAGCCAUUGCCACUGAAAAGUGAUUCUGGGAAGGAGAAGAAUCCGGCUGUGGUGAAGAAAGGUGUUAAAUUGCAUGGCCCCAAAGUGAUUUUGGGAUCAAAGCGUAGCCAGGGUCAAGGUGAUCCGAAGGUUGAUAUAAUCAAUAUGAAUCCGUUGAUAGUGAGAGGUGUCGAGUCGAAGAAGUCACAGCUUGUUUCAACCCCUGCGGAAACCCUAAUCGCGCCUUCCCCUCCACCUGCUCCGACCUUAGAACGAAAUGAACCAGCUACUAUGCAGCACGAUGAUUUGAACAGGUCGAGUGAGGUUCCGCAAUCUAAUAAGUGUCUGGUUCUUCAGGUCAUUGAUGAUGCUGGUGACAAUGAUGAAGAUGUUGAAGAUGUCUUCACGGAAGAGAGAGGUGAUAGAGAAUUGGCAGUGAUAGAUAAAGAUAACCUUCUUCGGGCUGAAGAUGAUUCAAUGACUAAGCAACAAUUCUUCCCAGAUGAUUCGUUUGAGCCGAAAUGUGAAGAUGAUGUAGAGGAUUUACAUGUUGGCCGAUGGUCAGAAGGGGAAAAAGAGGAAGCUGAUUUAGUCCGUAAAGAUCAAGGUGAACUCUCUGUCAAAAGUAAGCGAGGUCGAAAAUCAAAAACGGAGCAAGCUAAGUUGCUGGAAGGUAAAGAGUUGUGGCGGUCUCUCCGCCUUCAAUAA
Oldenlandia corymbosa var. corymbosa is the source of this 1296-nucleotide messenger RNA. The record is from the annotation of a GenBank genome assembly. NCBI's taxonomy places the organism in Eukaryota, Viridiplantae, Streptophyta, Magnoliopsida, Gentianales, Rubiaceae.